This is a messenger RNA of Rhipicephalus microplus (southern cattle tick), 1448 nucleotides long. RefSeq lists its product as uncharacterized. NCBI's taxonomy places the organism in Eukaryota, Metazoa, Arthropoda, Arachnida, Ixodida, Ixodidae. Gene Ontology annotation, biological process: regulation of transcription by RNA polymerase II. The record is from RefSeq and is a predicted model, not a curated record. Gene Ontology annotation, cellular component: transcription regulator complex; nucleus.
GAGACUCGCUACUCGGCGAGCUGUCAGAAGAAGAUGGCGUCUUCGCAAGCAAGCGUACCGGACCUGUGCGGCUCUCAAAUCGAGAGGUUUUUGGACGCCGUCCAGCAACAUCCUUGUGUCUACGACACCAAAAGAAUGGAUUACCGGGAUGCGGAGCGAAAAAGCAACGCGUGGGAGCAGAUACGUGUGUACUCCGGCCUCUCAAAAGUCGAUGAGUGCCUGAAACUGUGGAAGCGGCUGAGGGAUCGGUACACUCGCGAACUCAAAGCUAUUGAAGAGACGAAAAGGAGUGGCAGCGGCUACGUGUCUCGACGGGCCUGGGAAUUCACAGAGUCCAUGGCCUUUUACAAACACUGCGGCCGUCAGAGGAAAAUGACAUGCAGUCUGGAGCUAGCCACUUAUGGUGAUGAUGGCGAGACGGCCGAGAGCAUCUUUGCAACCAUGGGAAAUACGCCGCCAUCACCCUCAGGUGUUGAAAGUCCCAUGGAUUCCCUACAGGAGCUAUCGAUGCCAGCAACGUCGCCACCAUUGGCAGAACGGCCACCGGAAACCGGUAAAGAAGAGGCUGCAGCAAAGCAUAAAAAAGGAAAAAAGAACGACAACUUUGAAGAGCAGCUGUUGAGCAAACUCGACAGCAAAAUGGGAGAAAAUGAGGCCUUUGGAAUAUCCAUUGGCCUCAGCUUAGACAACAUGCCACGUAAGGUGGCACUGAAAUGCAAAGCACGAAUAAUGACAUUGAUUGCAGAAAUGGAGGAAGAAAACGAUGUGCACACCAUCAACAUUAGUUAAACUUUGGUUAUGAUAAUUCUUGAAUAUGUUUUUUUCUCUUUAAGUACUGCUGCACUUUAAAAAUUAUAAGUUUUCUAGAGGUAACAGGAUAGCGUAAAUGUACUAUGUUCGCAUCAGAAAUCAUGUAAGGUCUACUUGCUUUCUUGUUUGUUAUGCUUCUCUUUUUGCUCGUGGGCGAUGCCGACACCGAAUAUUCUGCGAAACAAUUUCCUAAAUGCUAUCGCAUUAAAAAGUAGCAAAUCGAUACAAAUGCAAUUUAUGGUUUCCUACAUGCCAAAACCAUGAUCUCAUUAUGAGGCACACUCUAAAUGGAGUUAAUUUUGACUGCCUGUGAUACACUAUGAAGCUGCUAAAUUCAAGUACAUGGGUGUUCUGCCAUUUCGCCCCUAUCCAUAUGCGGCCACAAGGUUCAGAAACAAACCAUCGUUAUUCGCAGAGCUACACUUCGCCUGCUAAGCUUCCAUGCCGGGUUAUCAAUACAGAGAAUACAAAUGUGAUAUAAUGCAAGUGUGAUACGCUGUUUACCAAUGCUGUGAAAAAAUAUAUUAAGUGCCAGUACACGGACAAUAUGUAUACAACAUUAUGUAUCUUGAACGCCACAUAGUAUGUUACUGUGAGCAUUUCUUUCUUGGUGAUGUGUGUUCCAUUACUAUCCAAGA